Medicago truncatula (barrel medic) is the source of this 1271-nucleotide messenger RNA. RefSeq lists its product as uncharacterized. The record is from RefSeq and is a predicted model, not a curated record. NCBI's taxonomy places the organism in Eukaryota, Viridiplantae, Streptophyta, Magnoliopsida, Fabales, Fabaceae. Bases 102 to 1271 code for a protein of 389 amino acids. The transcript is spliced from 6 exons.
CCAAUAACAUACAUUAUCGAUCUUAGUUGAGUCAUCAUUACAAAGCGAACCAUAUAAAACUCAUUCCUCUCUAGUAUCCACACUUGAAACGGGUCCUAUAUAUGGAACACAUUAACGAGUAUGACUGGAACAUGACUCACUUACUAUCCAACAAUGAUGAUGCUCAAACUACAUAUAAUAUGGAUAAUUAUCUGAAGUUGAGAGAAAUAUCCCAGCAUACGCUACCCCUCGGGUUGAAACUCACAUUGACUCCUGAGAUGCUUCCAUUCACAGAACAAAACAUGAACGAUGAUACUAAAAUCACAACUUCAUUCCAACUAGAAGAAAUUAAGAAAGUUGAGAAGUUGAAGGCUGUUCAUUUUCCAAUGUAUAUGCUCAUCAUUGGGUUUUUUAAGAUUGAGGCUAAAUAUCCUGCGGAUUUGGUAGCUAAGUUUUAUUAUGCUAAACGAAAAUUGGUGUGGGAGAUAUUGCGUGAUGGUUUAAAGGAAAAGAUUGAAAUACAUUGGCAAAACAUUUCAGCCAUUCGAGCUGUUCUUGAGGAUAAUUUACCCGGUAUUCUUGAAAUUGAGCUAGACAAAGUUCCAUCCUUCUUUCGUGAGAUAGAACCAAAGCCUGGAAAGCAUACUGUGUGGACCUUAUCUCAAGACUUCACUCAUGGUCAAGCUUCCAAAUACCGGAGGCACUAUCUUCAAUUCCCUCCGGGAGCUCUUGACCAAUACUACGCAAAGCUCUUGCAAUGUGAUAAUCGAUUGAUGGAAUUGAGUCAGAGACCAUUUCCUAGUUCACAUGCUAUUUAUUUUGAUUCACAUUUAGAUCAGAGGACAACACAACUUAAUUUUAGUCAUUAUUCAGAAACCUCCUUGGUUAUGGACCAACAAAUUCAACAAUUUGGCACAUUGCCUCUAAUUUCAAAUUAUAACAACCCAACUUCAGAUGAGUCGAUCAACAAUCAAAUGCUUCAAGAUCCGAUGAUGUCCACAUCUUGGAGUCAAGGCUUUCAUUAUGACACUUCACUUUCAAUGGAGUCUGUCCCACGAGCAAGUUGCAUACAAGCACAACCAAGUGGACCAGAUUGGUUAAAAUAUGAACUGCCAAGUCACAUUAAUAACAUGUUGCUAGGAGGCUACCAUAUCCCAGAAAAUGAAUUCAACACAACACAUAUGAGUGAUAGUGCCAGUGUAGUUUGCCCAAAUGUUGCUCAAUCAAUUGAUGCGAGUCUUGUUUACCACGCCAAUACAAGCACACAGUUUGAUUGGUCUAUGUUCACUUGA